Molecule: messenger RNA, 1728 nt
Organism: Fonsecaea multimorphosa CBS 102226
Lineage: Eukaryota; Fungi; Ascomycota; Eurotiomycetes; Chaetothyriales; Herpotrichiellaceae
Exons: 2
Coding region: 1-1728 (575 amino acids)
Molecular function (GO): oxidoreductase activity
Source: RefSeq, a predicted model, not a curated record
AUGGCAGGCUUACCCAAUCGUCCCUCUGACUUUGAUGCCUCGCAUACUGAGAAGGAGAGCAUUCCAAAUGGCGUCCCCAACGGCGCCAGCAGCUCCCUCACCAAUGGGCAACCCACCGACAACAUCCACAAUAUCACCACCGAUGUUUUGAUCGUGGGUGGCGGGUUUGGGGGCAUCUACGGGUUGUACCAGUUCCGCAAAAUGGGGUUGCGGGUGAAGCUCUUUGAAGCCGGUUCUGAUUUUGGCGGUACCUGGUAUUGGAACCGAUAUCCUGGGGCACGUGUGGACAGCGAGACGCCUUACUACAGCCUCUCCAUCCCCGAGGUCUACAAGAACUGGCAUUUCACAGAGCGCUUUCCAGGUCAUCAGGAGCUUAGGCGCUACUUCAAACACAUCGACAAGACCCUGGACCUUAGCAAAGACGCAUACUUCAACACCGUGGUCGUCGAAGCAAAGUUCUCAACAGACACUGACGAAUGGCACGUCCGCACCGACGAUGGCGGCCUCGCAAAGGCCAAAUACCUCGUGUUGGCCACGGGGUCUUCGUACAAGAAGCAUUACCCAGACUUCAAAAACAUGGAUAAGUUCAAGGGCCGCCUCAUCCACUCGGCCCUGUAUCCCGACGAGGGCAUCGACGUGACGGGCAAAAAGGUCGGCGUGAUCGGGUCCGGAGCGACAGGCGUGCAAAUCGUGCAGGAGCUCGCGCGCGAGGACUGUCAGUUGACCGCGUUCGUCCGCACCCCGAACCUGGCGCAGCCGAUGCAGCAACGAAAACUCACAAAGGAAGAACAAGAUAACGCAAAGUCUUUCUACCAGGCUUACCUCCAGGCGGCGAAGCAAUGUCUCAGUGGCUUCCCUUACAACCCGGCGACCAAGACCUUCUUCGAAGCCACGCCCGAGGAACGGCUCGAGUAUUGGGAGGAGUUGUGGCAACGGGGCGGGUUCAGCUUCCUAAUCUCCAACUACCGCGAGUUCCUGACCAAUAAGGACGUGAACCGGGAGAUGUACCAAUUCUGGGCGAAGAAGGUGCGGGCACGGAUAAAGGACCCGUUCAAACGGGACGUGAUGGCGCCGCUAGACCAGGGCCACUGGUUCGGCACGAAACGGCCUUCCCUGGAACAGGACUACUACGAGAUGAUUGACCGCGACAACGUAACGGUGGUGGACCUCAAGGCCACGCCGAUCGUCGAGUUCACCGAGACGGGAAUCCAGACCAGCGACAAGCUGCACGAGUUCGACAUCGUCAUCCUCGCCACGGGCUACGACUCGGUGACGGGCAGUUUGUUAGAUAUUGGCCUGAUCGGCACCGACGGUGUCCCCCUCAAUGAGAAGUGGAAGACCGGCACGUACACUUAUCUCGGCCUGACCAUCAACAAGAUGCCCAACAUGUUCAUGGUUUAUUCGCCGCAGGCGCCGACGAGUCUGUCCAACGGACCGCCCAUCAUCGAGAUGCAGAUCGACUGGAUCUGCGAGGCGAUCAGGAAGAUGAAGGAGGAGGGGAUCCGGUAUGUCGAUGCGAAGGAGGAGGCGGCCGAGAAGUGGCGCGACGACAUCCAGAAGAUGAAUGAGAAGACCCUGUAUCCGGAGACGGAUAGUUGGUACAUGGGCGCCAACAUCCCCGGAAAACCUCGCGAACAACUCAUCUACCUCGCUGGCCUGGACGUGUACAACAAGUCGACGAAAGAAGCGCUGAAGACUUGGGACGGGUUCGACGUGGUGAAGAAAUAG